AUGUGGCCGGUAGAGACAGCUGUCCAGAAGCUAUUGCAGGCGGUGUUGGAUGGAACUCACAGGGGCUGGACUUACGCCAUUUACUGGCAGCCUUCGUUCGAUAAUUCCGGCGAGACCGUACUAGUGUGGGGAGAUGGGUUUUACAAAGGCCAAGAAGAUUCUAAGAGGAAAACGAAGUCGACUCCGGCUGACCAGGAGCCUUGGAACAAGGUUAUGUUGGAGCUUAAACCCGAGGACAGCGACGUGAUAGUGACGGACAUAGAAUGGUUCUACUUGAAAUCGAUGUCGUGGAGCUUUUCAAGAGGAUCCGGAUUAGUGGGUCAUGCGUUCUCCACUUCGACCCCGGUUUGGGUUUCCGGGUCGGAUCAGAUACGCAGGUCAGGCAUCGAGCGAGCUAAAGAGGAAGGGGACUUCGGUGGGGAGACCAUCGCAUGUAUCCCGCUGGCUAACGGAGUCUUGGAACUUGGUUCCACGGAGUUGAUCCCACAGAGCUCAGAUCUGAUUAACAAAAUCCAAAACCUUUUCAACUUAAACACUCUUCACAGCUUGAGCCCUGACUGGGUUAACGUAGCUCAAAGCUCAAGCUCCAGGGUUAUCUCUAAGUCACGAAAGCUGGAGAAUGCUUGUUCAAACCCCACCAACUCUAGCGAGGUGCCAGAUCAGAAACUGCUAAAGAAACGAGUGACAAGGUCGUCGAAAAGCAGGGAAAAGCCGAGAGACCACGUGGAGGCUGAGCGGCAGAGACGUAACAAUCUAAACCAGCUGUUCUACGCAUUACGAGCAGUGGUGCCCAAAGUGUCCAAGAUGGACAAAGAGUCGUUGCUCAGCGACACCAUCACUUACAUCAACGAACUGAAGGCCAAAGUAGACAAAGCCGUAUCUGAGAGAAAUGAGAUCGAGAUCCAGCUCGAGGAAGUGAAGAAGGAGCUAGCCGAACGAAGAGUCGCAUCGUCCAAGGAGCCAGAGGGGAUGGAGAUCGAAGUGAAGGUAAUUGAAAGCUAUGCGAUGAUCAAAGUCAAAUCAAGCAAGCAAAAUCAUCCAGAGGCGAGAAUGAUGAAAGCCUUGAUGGACAUGGAGCUAGAGGUGGACCAUGCGAGCGUUGUGGUGGUCAACGAUCUUAUGGUUCAACAAGCCACGGUGAAGAUGGAUUUCAAAAUCUAUACUCAAGAGCAGCUCCGGAUCAUGUUGAUAUCCAAGAUAAAUUAG
This is a messenger RNA of Capsella rubella, 1206 nucleotides long. RefSeq names its product transcription factor MYC2. Gene Ontology annotation, biological process: regulation of DNA-templated transcription. The record is from RefSeq and is a predicted model, not a curated record. The transcript has a single exon. Bases 1 to 1206 code for a protein of 401 amino acids. NCBI's taxonomy places the organism in Eukaryota, Viridiplantae, Streptophyta, Magnoliopsida, Brassicales, Brassicaceae. Gene Ontology annotation, molecular function: transcription cis-regulatory region binding; protein dimerization activity; DNA-binding transcription factor activity. Gene Ontology annotation, cellular component: nucleus.